ACCAAACGUUUUUGUUGUUGCGACUUACGACCGUUCACGCGACGUCAUUUAUUCGUUGAUUGUGCGACUAGACGUUAUUUUUGCCUGUUUUCACGAUAAACAUAUCUAACCGUGAAAGACGACGUCCGCCCGGUAGACGAAUCGAACACGAAAAACGAGCCCGUUUUGGAUUUGGUGUGUAGAAAGUUUUACUUUUUAUAGUUCUCCUUAAGACAAAACAAGAAAAAGACAUUAUUUUCAUAAGUGAAAUAAAAAUUUUAUAUAAUUUAACUUACAUUUUUAUAAGGACAAAAAGUGAAUACCUAAUGGUAUUUAUAUUAAGUGUUUGUUAUUUUUUUAUUUGUUGUACAUAACAAAGUUAAUAAGUAGACACGUUUUAGUGUUUAAAAGUGAUUGUUUUAUUAAGAAUUUAAAAUAAUUUUGUGUGGGUGCAUUGGUUCCUUUGAACCUUUAAGAAGUUUAGAUGAUCGCUACAACAAAUCACAAUAGUUCUGGGAUUAAUCUCAGUAUGCCCAGUAAACAGAUGAACAGAAUUAGCUUUGAAGGAAUAGAUGAUGCAGGAUGGAAAGCUAAACUUAAACUUCCACCUCAAGACAAACGGAUUAAAACUAGUGAUGUUACUUCUACCAAAGGAAAUGAUUUUGAAGAAUUCUGUUUAAAACGUGAAUUGUUAAUGGGAAUUUUUGAAAAAGGAUGGGAAAAACCUAGUCCUAUUCAAGAAGCGAGUAUUCCAAUAGCGCUUUCUGGUAAAGAUAUUUUGGCCAGAGCAAAAAAUGGUACUGGAAAAACCGGAGCCUAUUCUAUCCCUGUUCUUGAACAAGUUGACCCUAAAUUAGAUGUCAUACAAGCCCUUGUGAUUGUGCCGACCAGAGAGUUAGCAUUACAGACUAGUCAAAUUUGUAUUGAGCUUGCAAAGCACUUGGAUAUUAGGGUCAUGGUGACAACUGGUGGUACUAAUCUUAAAGAUGAUAUUCUUCGUAUUUACCAACGAGUGCAUGUUAUCAUUGCUACUCCUGGAAGAAUAUUGGAUCUUCUAGAUAAAAGCAUAGCUAAAGUUGAUCAUUGUCGGAUUCUAGUUCUAGAUGAGGCAGAUAAGCUUCUAUCACAAGAUUUUAAAGGUAUGUUAGAUCAUAUCAUUUCAAGGUUACCAUCAGAGAGACAAAUCCUCCUUUACUCAGCUACAUUCCCUCUGACUGUCAAACAGUUUAUGGAUAAACAUUUACGUAGUCCAUAUGAAAUAAACUUGAUGGAAGAGUUAACCUUGAAGGGAGUUACUCAGUAUUAUGCAUUUGUCCAAGAAAAACAAAAAGUCCAUUGUUUGAAUACUCUUUUCUCAAAGUUACAAAUUAACCAAAGUAUAAUUUUCUGUAAUUCAACACAACGUGUAGAGUUACUUGCUAAAAAAAUUACCGAUCUCGGUUAUUGUUGUUACUAUAUUCAUGCAAAAAUGGCCCAAGCACAUCGUAAUCGUGUUUUUCAUGAUUUCAGAAAAGGUUCUUGCCGAAAUCUUGUUUGUUCUGAUUUAUUUACGAGGGGUAUUGAUGUUCAAGCUGUUAAUGUUGUGAUUAAUUUUGACUUCCCUAAAAUGGCUGAGACAUAUUUGCAUCGUAUUGGUAGGUCAGGCCGAUUUGGACAUCUUGGUAUUGCAAUCAAUCUCAUCACCUAUGAUGACCGAUUUGCUUUACACCGUAUUGAACAAGAAUUAGGAACGGAAAUUAAGCCUAUACCAAAAGUAAUUGAUCCAAGAUUAUAUGUUGCACGGCCAGAAGAUGUAGAUAUUAGUGAAGAAAUGGAACUUAGUAAAUAAAAAUCCUUCAACAACUAUUGUAAAUAUUUGUAACUAAACUCACCUAUAUACUUAAGACUCGAAAAACCCAAGAUAUAUAAAUUUUAUUUUUCAAUCUCCAAAGACAAAUUUGAUUUCUAAACCAUUUGCAGUUUACUUAAAAAUUUUAAUUUUAAUUUCUUAAAUUCAUAACUAAACUCUUCUCUUGUUUUUGUUUUUGUUUUAUUAUUAUUUUCUUUUUCAUUUCAUGAAAUUUUAUGUUGCCUUGCAUACUAGUACUUUGUCUCAAUUGGAAUGUAACAUCUUGGAUCAAGCCUUUUGUAGACAGUAUUAUAGUCUUGCCACAUUGGCAUAAUUUAAUGUAUAUACUUAUGAUGAAAACAAAUCUCGCUAUUAUCUGAUAUAUAUAUAUAUUGUACAUAAGAGUAUAUUAUUUAUUAUAUAUUUAAAAAAAAAAAUAAUUUUGUUGCUAUUUAAUUAGCGAAAAGAUCUCUAAUGCAAGUGCAACUAAUACAAAUUGAUCCAAAAACGUAAACUGAGAUUACAGCUGUUUCAGUUUCAGUACAAGUGAACAAUUUAAAGCUGGACCCCGUC
Molecule: messenger RNA, 2380 nt
Organism: Sipha flava (yellow sugarcane aphid)
Lineage: Eukaryota; Metazoa; Arthropoda; Insecta; Hemiptera; Aphididae
Gene: me31B
Product: putative ATP-dependent RNA helicase me31b
Exons: 11
Coding region: 464-1807 (447 amino acids)
Biological process (GO): cytoplasmic stress granule assembly; P-body assembly
Cellular component (GO): cytoplasmic stress granule; P-body
Molecular function (GO): mRNA binding; ATP binding; RNA helicase activity
Source: RefSeq, a predicted model, not a curated record